Molecule: messenger RNA, 1078 nt
Organism: Caenorhabditis elegans
Lineage: Eukaryota; Metazoa; Nematoda; Chromadorea; Rhabditida; Rhabditidae
Gene: T09B4.2
Product: Torsin-1B
Cellular component (GO): membrane
Molecular function (GO): ATPase activator activity
Source: RefSeq, marked reviewed
GUUUUAGUUCAGGGUAUGGUGCAAACCAGAAAAUCAUAUGGAACUCCAUCCAAUUACAUACCAACAUCGAAUAAACGUAGGAGUCUCGAUAGUUCAUCAAGGCUUUAUCCUGAUCUAACUGAACAAAUAAGUAAUGCAAGAACCGAAAAGACUAGCGAGCAACAAGAUGAAAAUGAUUUCACAGAUGCGGAUUUGAGUUUCAGUAGCUCACAUGGAUCAGAAGAAUCCGAUGUGUCAUGUAACGAAGUGAAUGAAAAAUGGAAAUACUGGACUGUUAUUGGAAUAGUUUUCAUUGCGAUUGUUGUGGGAGCAUUGAUUAAAGGAAGCAAAGUUACGACUAACGAAUCGUAUGAAAGUUACAUCAAAUCAGUCCGAUCUGUCAUCAAGAACGAGUUUCCUACAAUUUCGAAAGAAAAUCGGGAUCUCUUAAGACUAAUCGGGCAGAAAAUCUAUUUGGAACCAGAAAAUCAUGCUCCGUUGGUUGUUCUUGUUGGGGGAACACCGGCCAAACAAAUUGCCGAAGCUGUGAAUCGAGCUGUUCAAGAUGCUAAAAGUGAUGAGCAUACUACGGCAGGAAAAUCAUCAAUUAGAGUGGAAAGUGACACUGAUAGAGCCGAGUUGCAUGCGAAUUUGCAGGAAAUCCUCGGACCCGCUCUUAUUUCACAAUCAUCACCUCGAACAGCUGUGAUUUUGGAUGUAGACCUGCUAAAAUGGGAUGCAGUUCUUGUUCUUCAUGCGUUCUCAGAUCACGGAAAAUAUCCAGUUCCCAAAACAAUACUUUUUCUGACUGUUUCUUCACAACAAGAUUCAACGAUGGACAUUGCCAACACAAGUUGUGAUGAGAAAAUGGUCCAAUUUCUAACGAAACGCUGGAUUGAGAACGGCGGCUCUUCAGACAACAUUCCACCGAUUAUUGCACGAAUUUCUUAUUUUUUAUGUGUUUAAAAUUUUGCCGGUACAUUACCUUCAUUUUUCACGGGUUUUUAUUUUUUAAUUCUGUAAUUUAAUCCAAGGUUUUACAAGAUCAGCUAAAUAGUUCAAGGAAUUCUGUGUUCAUUGAAUAAAAAUAGUAAAAGUU